ACCUUUCCCCUUCCCCCUCUACAUAGUUAGAGAGAGAGAGGGAUUGUGAGGAGAGAGAAAGCAGUACUACUGGUGCCGAGCAAAAUACCUACUUUCCCUCCCUCUCUCAUCUGUGAGUUUGCACAGUGCAUCUAGUAGGCUAUGGCUGGCAUUAUUUGUAGUAGCGUAGCUGGUUGCUGGUGAUGGUGCUGCUGGGUUCUCCCCUCUCACUCACUCACACAAGCUAGCUAGCAGCAGCAGCAUACUUGUGUAUUUUUGGCAGAUGAUGUCCUGUCAAGGAAGCUGCGAGCCCAGAUGCUGCUGGACGUGCGCCCUCAUCGUCCCUAUUAAACCCCCCCAGAGAUGCGCGCCCUCAUGCUCCGUCUCCGUCUCCGUCUUCUCCUCCACCUCCGACCGCUCACGACGCUCCUAGUCCCAGGGCGCCGCGAGCGAAGAAGAAGACAUGAUCGGCUCACUCCACUCUUCCUCGUCCUCCGACACCGACAACAACAACAACAACAACAGCAACGCCGACCUCAGGAACAGCAGCGGCGAGGGCGAGGGCGACGCUGCCUUGCUGGGCGGCGGCGGGCGUGCGCUCGCGGCGGCCCCGUCCACGCGGGACCUCGUGCUGGCCUGCGCCGACCUGCUGCAGCGCGGGGACCUCGCCGCCGCGCGCCGCGCUGCCGAGAUCCUCCUCUCCGCGGGGUCCCCGCGCGGCGACGCCACCGACCGCCUCGCGUACCACUUCGCGCGCGCGCUCGUGCUCCGCGUGGACUCCAAGGCCGGGCUGCCGUUCUCCCCGCGGCCACCAGCUGGGACAGCGCCGGCACCGUCUGGGGCGUACCUGGCGUUCAACCAGAUCGCGCCGUUCCUGCGGUUCGCCCACCUGACGGCCAACCAGGCCAUCCUCGAGGCCGUGGAGGGUUCGCGCCGCGUCCACAUCCUCGACCUCGACGCGGCGCACGGCGUGCAGUGGCCGCCACUCCUCCAGGCGAUCGCCGAACGAGCCGACCCAGCGCUGGGCCCGCCCGAGGUCCGCAUCACCGGCGCUGGCGCCGACCGCGACACACUCCUUCGUACAGGCAACCGGUUACGCGCUUUCGCCCGCUCGAUCCACCUCCCUUUCCACUUCGCCCCGCUCCUCCUCUCCUGCGCCGCCAGCACGCACCACGUCGCCGGCACGAGCACCACCCCGAGCACCGCUGUCACGAGCCUGGAGCUACAUCCCGACGAGACGCUGGCCGUGAACUGCGUGCUGUUCUUGCACAAGCUCGGCGGGCAGGACGAGCUCGCAGCGUUCCUGAAGUGGGUGAAGGCCAUGGCCCCCGCCGUGGUGACCGUCGCCGAGAGGGAGGCGAGCGGAGGAGGGAUCGACCCCAUCGACGAGCUCCCGCGCCGUGUUGGCGUGGCCAUGGAUCACUAUUCGGCGGUGUUCGAGGCGCUUGAGGCGACGGUGCCGCCGGGGAGCCGGGAGAGGCUGGCGGUGGAGCAGGAGGUCCUCGGCAGGGAGAUCGAGGCCGCGGUGGGCGGCACAGGCGGGAGGUGGUGGCGCGGGCUCGAGCGGUGGGCUACCGCGGCACGCGGCACUGGGUUCGCCGCGCGGCCGCUCAGCGCGUUCGCCGUUUCGCAGGCACGGCUACUGCUGCGGCUGCACUACCCGUCGGAGGGAUACCUGGUGCAGGAGUCCCGCGGCGCGUGCUUCCUCGGGUGGCAGACGCGGCCGCUGCUGUCCGUGUCGGCGUGGCAGUAGGUGCCAUUGGCGCGCGCGCCUUCUACUCUGUGGUCUGUGCAUGCAUGCAUGCCGGCGACUACGAACAGUCGACGACGGUGACCUAGGGUUUGCUUGCUCACUGCCUUCUAUAUAGAGCUUAUAUAUAUGAACAUGAUCGGCACUGGUGCAAUAAUAUUGUCUGCUUAAUUAGUAAGAUUUCAUGGUGAUUUGGUUGGAGGAGGAGCUAUUGGAUUAAGUGUGCCAAGAGGAAGAAACCCUAACCCUAGCUAGCUAUCAGCAUGAUGUUAAUUUUUCAUUGGCUGCCCAGUUGGUUGGUUAUUUACUGUUGAUUUAAGAUUGGAAAGCUUACAAAUGCAUGGGGAUCGCAUUGGAUUAGAGGUGUCAAAACUUGUGAGGCUGCUACAACCGUAAAAGUACCAAUUUCAUCUAUUUUUCCUCUUUCUUGGUUGUCCAUUUCUCGCUUAGUUCGUGUUGGAGUAAA
Triticum dicoccoides is the source of this 2195-nucleotide messenger RNA. RefSeq names its product protein MONOCULM 1-like. Bases 443 to 1732 code for a protein of 429 amino acids. Lineage: Eukaryota; Viridiplantae; Streptophyta; Magnoliopsida; Poales; Poaceae. The record is from RefSeq and is a predicted model, not a curated record. The transcript has a single exon.